AAGGGCGGCAGGGAGUGAUGGUGAAUGGCCCAGGGGAGCUUCUGGAAGCCCGCAGUGGCACACACCCGACACUACAGUGGAGUGAUUCUCAGAACACCAUGUCCUCAGGAACUGGAACCCAGGCUCUUAUGCCCCCGAGGGCUUCCAUCUUGUCACUCUCUCUACAGGGAUCUUAGAACAUGUAUGAUGAAUCUGCUCAUCCUACAAACCGGUGUUGGAUCCAGAUGGACUCCUUAAGCUUUCCGGAUGAUGUGGAAAGCCUGAAACGCCACCUGGUGGGACUGCUCAGUGAGAACCUUGAAUGGCUGACCUCGAAGGCCAAGUUCUUCCUGCCUGACCUAGACUUGAUUCCUGUGGACGAGACCCCAGAUCCCACCCAGAAAGUCUUCCUGCUCCUUAGCAAACUUGAAGCCCAUGGCUCUUCUACAUGGCGGACCUUCAUCGAUUGUGUCUGCAUGGAACACAUUAUGCCCCUGCACCUGGAGACCAUGUUACUGAGUGUCUGGGGUAUAGAUAGUGAGUUUCCAAAGGAGAUCAGAUACUUCUGUGAGGAUGCUCUUCCUAAGUCCCAGCUCCUUCAUUCAGGCCUCAAGCAAUCCUCCUCUGAGAUAGGCUCCUCACCUCGUCGAAAAAGGUCCAGACAGCAGCAGCUAGAGUCAGUUAGAAGGUAUGAGAAGCUCCUGAGGACUUUGCUCCUGCAGAGGUAUGGGAGCACACACGUAAGAACCACCAUGCCCCAGCAAGGACGGCCAUUUUCCUUCAGCCAGACCUAUGUGGACCUAGUCGUGCAUCGGAGCAAGGUAACCUGGUUGAAGGAGAACCCAGAGAAGCCACAGGGUGAUGCUCUGUCAGAACCUCUUGAGGCAGAGGAUGGGACUAAUUUGAAGGUCCAGGACCUAUUCAAAGGCCAGUCAGGUGCAGGCACCAAGGUAACAGUCCUGCUUGGGAAGCCAGGGGCAGGGAAAAGUAUGCUGAUGCAUCGAAUCUGCCAAAAGUGGGCAAAUGGCGAGCUGGGCCAGUUCAGCCAGGUCUUCCUCUUUGAAUUCCGCCAGCUUAACUUAGUGAAGCAGGAACUGACCCUCUCCCAGCUCCUCUUUGAGUUAUACCUGAGCCCAGAGGAUGAGCGUGAUGCUAUCUUCCAGCAUCUUCAAGAGAAUGCCCAUCGGGUUCUGCUGGUCUUUGAUGGGCUGGAUGAGUUCCUCCAUCCCUGGUCUAGUCGAGGGUCCUGUGUUGAGGACUCCCUAGAUCCUACCCUGCCUCUGCCUGUCACCACACUGUUCUCUAGCCUCUGUAGUGGAUCCCUCUUGCCAGGCUGCUGGGUGGUGACCACCUCACGCCCUGGGAAGAUCCCAGACUUCUUGCUGGAAACGGCCACAUCAGUGUUUGAGGUCUGGGGGUUUAACGGGCUACAGAUUGAGAAGUAUGUCAGCAACUUCUUCCACGGACUGACCUUUCAGGAUAUCGCCCUCAACCAACUCAGGGACAAUACCCAGCUCCUGAGCCUGUGCUCUGUCCCAGCUCUGUGCUGUAUCAUCUGCAUCUGUCUCUAUCACCUCCUGCUCCAGGGCAGUACCAUUAACUUCCCUUCAACAGUCACCCAGGUCUAUAUGCAAAUGCUCCAUGUCUUCAUUAGCAGGAAGCAGGGGACCUCGGAGGACAAGGGCACCUGGCUGAGCAAGUACUCCCAGGCUCUUCUGGGCCUUGGUGAAAUAGCCCUCGAGGGGCUAAAUGCCAAGCAAAUAGUAUUCUACCCAGGUAAAAUACCUGAACGGGUAGUGGCCUUUGCAGCUACCCACAACCUACUGGCCUCCUUCAGGGUAAAGACGGGAAUCCAGCAGCAAACAACAUGCUAUGCCUUUGUCCACCUCAGCCUACAGGAGUUCUUUGCAGCCCUGUAUCUGAUGGGGAGCCCCAACGUAGAUGAGGCUAAGCUGUGCGACCACUUCUUUCUCAAGUCCAAAUGGCCCCUGAGGACCGAAGCCAAGACAGAACUCAUGGAUCGCUUCCAUACCUUUUUGUCGGGCCUCUCCUCCCAGACCUGCCAGUCCUUCCUGAGUCAGUUAUCACAACAGGAUGAAGCCUGGGUGGGUACCAAGCAGGUGGCCAUCCGGCAAGUGUUACAGAACCUGGCAGGCCGAAGCCUAACAGGCCCCAAGAUAAUAGAGCUGUGCCACUGUGUUGGGGAGACCCAGGACACUGAGCUGGUUAAGCAGGCUGGUGGGCACUUUCCUCUCAGUCUGGACUUCCACAAUUUCCCCCUGAACUACACUGAUUUGGCUGCCCUGACCUCUCUUAUCAACCACGCUCCUGUUCCUAUGCAUCUCGAUUUUUCUGGCUGCUCUUUGGAGCCCCACUGCCUCGAUGCUCUAGCUGGCUGUAAGAAAAUUGAGAGUCUCAGGGUUAGAAGCAGGAAGUGCAGAGACGCUUUCGCAGAAGCCCUCUCCAGGACAUUGCCAACAAUGGGAAAUUUGAAGAAACUUGAGUUAACCGGAAAUAACAUCACAGUUCGAGGCAUUGGCCACCUGACACAAGCAUUUACAGACUGUCUUCAGCUGGAAGAGAUUAAUUUGCAGGACAAUAGACUGAAUGAUCCUUCAUGUCUAAAGAUCAUCGAGAUACUCCACAAGGUGCAACGGUUACAGAAAAUUGACUUGAGCCGAAAUGCAGUUUCUGAUCUGACAAUCCUUGCCUUGGCAAAGGAAGCAGUUUCUUACCCUAAAGUCACCACCUUGGAGAUUAGGCAAGCACAGAUCACCAUUCUCUUCUUUGUAUCCUCAAAAAAGGCUCUGGAAAUGCCUAGAUCCCAGAAUGUGAAGAAAAAUGAGCCCCCAGAGAAGGUUAUGAUUCAGGCCAGAAAGCUAACAUUCAGGCUUCAGAAAUGCAACCUUGCUGUUCACCAUGCAAAGGAGAUAGCUGAGAUGCUCAAGCACAGGCCCUACCUGGAAGAAGUAGAUUUGUCAGGAAACCGGCUGGGAGAUGAAGGCUGCCGAGAGCUAGCAGAGACCCUGCCUGAUUUGCAGAUCGCCAAACAGUUUAACAUCAGUGACAAUGGGUUAUCCGAGUAUGGUGUAUAUCGCUUGCUCACUUCAGCCAAUGCCUGCAAGAAUGUGGUGGAACUAGAUGUCAGCCUGAAGAACAAAACUGCCAUCCUCAGAUUUGCUGGGGAUCAGGAGGAGAAGGAUCAAGCCCAACCCAGAGCUACAGCCUCAAAUACCCAGCUAUCCAAGGACAGCCCCGAGCUACCAUCCCCUUCUGCCAGGGUGAUCAGACUAAGACACUGCGGUUUUCAGGCCAGGGACCUUGAGAAGCUGUGUCCGGAACUAGGCAUUUGCAGCCAUCUUGACUUAUCCAACAACCAUUUGGGCAACAAAGGCAUUGAGAAACUGACUCGCCUCCUCCCAGACCUGAGAUCCCUGCAGUUCCUGACCUUGAAUGAGAAUAGAGCAUCCAUGAAAGCUGUGUUCUACUUAGCCUCAACUUUCUCUGACCUGGAGUGGAUCCAUGAGGUAGACAUCAGCUUGGGAAGGCAACAAUCCAUCCACCUGAGAUGCAUUGGGAGAGCCAGCGAACAAAGUACCUCUGGACAGUGGGCAAAGCAGAAGACUCAGCAGGAUGCACACUUUCCCAGGAGCUUUUGUCUCAGAGAGUGUCAAAUGGACCCCCAAAACUUAGAGAAGCUACUUCAGAUUCUAAAGACAUGCCAAAAACCGCUGGAGAUCAAAUUCUCCCAUGUUACCAUGAGUGAUCAGAGCAUUGAGAUGCUACGGGACCACUUACCCCAGCUCCAUAAUCUGAGCCUGUUACAACUCAGCCAGACCACUUUGUCCCUAAAUAGUGUCUUCUUGCUGGCCGGUGCCAUUAGCCUAUGUGAACAAAUUCGAAAGGUGGAAGUCAGGUCCCAGAAGUAUGCCUGUCUGUACUUUACUCCUGGCAAGAGGAAAGGAGUGUCCUGUGGGCUCAUAGGUUGUUGCAUCAGCCCAGUGAAUAUGGAGCAGCUGUGUCGUACACUACGGCAGUGCAAAGAUCUGAGUCACCUUGAUCUGUCAGGAAACUUACUGGGUGAUGAAGGGCUCAGAUAUCUUCUGGAGCAUUUACCUCAGAUGAAUCUCUCUGGCUCACUCAACCUGAGCCACAAUGGUAUCUCUCAGGAGGGCGCUCUACACUUCAUCAUUGCUCUGUCCACCUGCAGACAGGCCCAUGAAGUCUCACUGAGCCUGGAUCCAGAGCAGAAGAUUCUGAUACAGUUCUCAGAGCACCAAGAGCCCAGAAAGACCCUGAGGCUGACCAGAUUCAACCUCCAGCCGGAGCACAUUGCCAAGCUGGACACCCUGGGGGAGCAAGUGCCAAAGCUGACUGAUCUCAUAUUGGCCAAUAACACAGUAUCACUACGAGGGUUGCAACUUCUCUUGAGUUUAGUGAGGCUGCCAUCAGGAAUACUGAGGAUCAGUGUUGAAGAGCCAUGGGUGACCAAGGCCAGUGUCACUACCCUGCUGGAGGCAAGUGUCCAGGCUUCAGGCAACAUCAUCAGGAUAAACAUCUCCAGACAACAGUCUCUCCUCCACAUUGAAGAAACAUUUUCCCAGCAGACAGAGAAUCCUGCAGUCACGACUUUCAGACUGGCUCAGUGUGACCUAGGAGCCAGUCAGACAUUUCCUUACAGACUGAUCCAAUAUGACCUAGGAGCCAGCCAGAUCUUUCCUUACAGACUGAUCCAGUGUGACCCAGGAGCCAGCCAGACCUUUAUCUUCAGGCAGGUGGUUGAAAAGUGCCUUAGACUACAGGAGCUUAGUUGGUCCGAGGUUCACUUGUGUGAUACCAGUGCCCAGCUACUCCAGACUCUGCUUCUCUCUCUCCCUGAAUUGAAGAAACUCAGGUUGACAGCCAUCGUGGUGAGCCCUGUCGGGGUAUACCAAGUAGCAUCUGGGCUGAGUUGCUGCAAUACUGUGGAAGAGCUAGAUCUAUCCAAGAAUGAGUUCAGUGUGGAAGACACCAGGGUGCUAAUGGGAGCUCUGGAAGGGAAGUGCCAACUUAGGAGUCUGAACCUCAGUUCCCUGAAGUUGGAUGACCAGACAUUGAGUGAACUAGCCCAGAGACUUCAAAGAAUGUCCCUCCUGCAGAGACUUGACUUGAGCAACAGUGGUCUCAGCAGCGUCAGCUGCUCCUACCUGUCAGAUGCCCUCAGGGGUGCUACCAACUUGGAAGAUCUGAACUUGAGUCACAACAAGAUCGAAGAUGCUGGGGUGCAGUAUUUAUCAGCCAUCCUGCCCACGUUGCUGCAGCUCAGAAAGAUUGACCUCUCGUGGAAUGGCAUCAGCCCAGCAGGAGGCAGGAGGCUAGCUGAAGCACUGGCACUGUGUGUCCAGGUGGAGGAGUUACACUUAGGGGCCAAUACAAUGGGGGACAUGAUGGCCAUAAGGCUCGCCCAGAACCUGCCACAUCACCUGAAAGUCUUGUACCUUUGUUCCAACCAGAUUGGCAUCGAGGGGACACUGAGCCUGGGCCAGGCCCUUGCCAGAUGCCAGUGGAUAGAAGAAAUCAGCUUGGCAGAAAACAUCUUUGCUGAAGGGAUUUUGCCUCUCUCAGAGGGACUCCUGAAGCUCAGAAAGAUUAACCUCACAUCCUGCAAGAUUAACGACCAGAUGACCAAACCUCUUGCCAGUAGCUUGAUUCUCUGCCAUGAGCUUGAGGAGAUCCUGUUGGCCUGGAAUUCCCUUGGGAACGAAGGGGCCAGUGAGCUAGCCCAUGUUCUGCCUCAGAUGAACCAGUUGAAGAAAUUGGAAAGUUUGGAGGGCAAUCAGAUCGGUUCCCUGGGAGCACAGCUGCUGGCAAAGGGGCUAGCCAGGGGUCUUGGAAUUCAAGUCAUAUGCCUGUGGAAGAAUCCAGUCCCCAAGGACACAGCCCAGUUGCUCCAGGGCCAGGAUCCCAGACUGAACUUCUCCUAACCAACCCCAAGGGAGCCCCAGGAUUCCUCCCUUAGGCUUACCAGAUCCAUGCAAGGUGGAUGUAUGGCCCCUUUGCAGAGUGGGGGACCAACCAGAUUCAGCUGCUGUCCCUACCCAGGGUACCCAGGGCAUCCUCUCCUUGUCCUCGAAUGUCCCUGAUGUGGGGUCAGUGGGAUGCAACCUUCCAGGCAGAUCCCUCCUCUCCUACAAUAUCCCUCAAGGAAGGUAUCUACUUUGGACUGGACAGAGCAGGGCAGGCCCUUUGCCUCAGUGUUUCCCCCCCUCUUGCUUUAGUUUGCUCGUCUCUAAAAGAAGUGGUACUGGAUGAUCUCUAAAGGUCCCUUCCACCUCUAACAUUUUACAGUCCUAAGAGUCUAAAGUGACUCAACAGAAAGCGAGCACUGGCUCUGGAGUCAGAGGGUCUGGCUUCAAAUCUAGCCUCCGAUGCUUACUAUCUCUAUGACUUUAGGCAAAUUGCUGAAUUUCUCUGUGCCUCACGUUUCCUUCUCUGUAAAAUGAUGGGGUUGAACUUUUGAAGUUCCCUUCCUCGGAUACAUUUAUGAUCCUAUCUAUGUGUGUUUCCAAUGGAGGAAGUGCUACAUAGUAUAAUGGUGUUUAAUACAUUGUGUAACAUGGAGUAUAAAAUAUGAUGUAAUUCAGGAACAAAGGCAUAACCACCUUCCUGCGGGCAUCAGUCUGAUCUGAACUCUGUUUAAUUUAUUUUUUUAAUUAAGCACGUAUAUACUUCAUUCCCAGAAUGACUGAACUGGAGAAACACAGUUCCAUCCAGCCUCCCCACUAGGCCUUUAGGCUGGGUGUGGAGGAAUGUGGGACAGCACUGAUCCAAACAGCUGGUGCACCCCUGAGUCAGGAGACCUCAGUUCUAGUCCUAGCACUCUCAUGGACUUACAUGUGUGACUUUGGGCAAGUCAUUUCCUCCAAGAUGCUGCUCACAAAAUCCAUCUGUCAUGAAGGAUCUCUAAGGUCCCUUCUACCUCUGAAAUUCUGUUAUUCAAUGGUAUAAAGUUUUGAGUCUGCGGUUUCUCUCAGGGUCCUCUAGGCUUCCCCUUCCCUUCUCAUUUGACUACUAAGCAAAUAUUGAAUAUCCUGUUUGCACAUAAUUUUUGCUUGUCUCCUUUCGAGGCUGGAAGUUCAUAUAGCACUGGCAUUGUUUUUCCCUUUCCUUGUAUAGGAGUGGGUGGAGCAAUGUGGGGUGUGAGGAUGCACUGAAACUCCCUUCCAGGCAUGUGAAUCUGAAAGGAGGGGUCCUGGGUUCAAGUCCCAUCUUUUAAUUUAUUUUGUGAGCUUGGAUAUGUAUCCUACCCUCUCUGAACUUGGGCUUCCAUAUCUGUAAAAUAGAGAUUAUACUACUUGAAUUAACUUGCUAAAAUGAAAAAGCACCGAAGCUGGAGUCAGAGGCCAAGAGUUACUUAACCUGUGUGGGCCUUAGCCUCCUCAUACAUAAAAUGAAGAGAUUGGACGGGACGGCCUCAGAGGUCUCCUCCAGCUCUAGAUCUCUGAUUCUGUGUGCCUACCUCAAAAGGUUAUUGUGGCAAAAUGUGUUUGUAAACAUUAAAGUGUAACGAGAAGUCUAA
This is a messenger RNA of Trichosurus vulpecula (common brushtail), 7537 nucleotides long. It is a transcript of the gene NLRC5, whose product is annotated as NLR family CARD domain containing 5. Gene Ontology annotation, molecular function: protein binding. The transcript has 49 exons. Lineage: Eukaryota; Metazoa; Chordata; Mammalia; Diprotodontia; Phalangeridae. The coding region runs from base 180 to 5942 and encodes 1920 amino acids. The record is from RefSeq and is a predicted model, not a curated record.